AAGUUAGAAGUUUUCUGACUCCUCUCGGAGGAGUCUCCGGGACCCCAGAGAGUAACAGGUGUCUGAAAGCUAAAGGGUGGAGGGGUUCCAGGACUUGGAGUUCUCUUGUAAAACUCCCCUCCACCCUCCUCUCUCACACCCACCCAUCCCCUCAACCCCUUCUUUUUCCGUCCUUGGAAAAUGGUGUCCAAGCUCACGUCGCUCCAGCAAGAACUCCUGAGUGCCCUGCUGAGCUCCGGAGUCACCAAGGAAGUGCUGAUCCAGGCCUUGGAGGAGUUACUGCCGUCCCCGAAUUUCGGGGUGAAGCUGGAGACACUGCCCCUGUCCCCCGGGAGCGGGGCGGAUCUCGACACCAAGCCGGUUUUCCAUACUCUCACCAAUGGCCACGCCAAGGGCCGCUUGUCUGGGGACGAGGGCUCAGAGGACGGCGACGACUAUGACACUCCUCCCAUCCUCAAAGAGCUCCAGGCGCUCAACACCGAGGAGGCCGCGGAGCAGCGGGCCGAGGUGGACCGGAUGCUCAGCGAGGACCCGUGGAGGGCUGCCAAAAUGAUCAAGGGAUACAUGCAACAGCACAAUAUCCCCCAGAGGGAGGUGGUCGAUGUCACAGGCCUGAACCAAUCCCACCUCUCUCAACACCUCAACAAGGGCACCCCCAUGAAGACCCAGAAGAGAGCUGCCCUGUACACUUGGUACGUCAGAAAGCAACGGGAGAUCCUCCGACAGUUCAACCAGACAGUCCAGAGCUCUGGAAACAUGACAGACAAAAGCAGUCAGGAUCAGCUGCUGUUUCUCUUUCCAGAGUUCAGUCAACAGAACCAGGGGCCUGGGCAGUCGGAGGACACCUGCUCCGAGCCCACCAACAAGAAGAUGCGCCGCAACCGGUUUAAAUGGGGGCCCGCAUCCCAGCAAAUUUUGUACCAGGCCUACGACCGGCAAAAGAAUCCCAGCAAGGAAGAGAGGGAGGCCUUAGUGGAGGAGUGUAACAGGGCAGAAUGUUUGCAACGAGGGGUCUCCCCUUCCAAAGCCCACGGCCUAGGCUCCAACUUGGUCACGGAGGUCCGUGUCUACAACUGGUUCGCAAACCGCCGGAAGGAAGAGGCGUUCAGGCAGAAGCUGGCCAUGGAUGCCUAUAGCUCCAACCAGACGCACAACCUGAACCCCCUGCUCACCCAUGGCUCCCCUCACCAUCAGCCAAGCUCCUCUCCACCCAACAAGAUGUCAGGAGUGCGCUACAACCAGCCGGGAAACAAUGAGGUCACUUCCUCUUCGACAAUCAGUCACCAUGGUAACAGUGCCAUGGUGACCAGCCAGUCGGUUUUACAGCAAGUCUCCCCAGCCAGCCUGGACCCAGGCCACAGUCUCCUCUCACCUGACAGUAAAAUGCAGAUCACAGUGUCGGGAGGAGGACUGCCUCCCGUCAGCACCUUGACGAAUAUCCACAGCCUCUCCCACCACAAUCCCCAGCAAUCUCAGAACCUCAUCAUGACCCCCCUGUCUGGAGUCAUGGCCAUUGCACAGAGCCUCAACACCUCCCAAGCCCAGGGUGUCCCGGUCAUUAACAGUGUGGCUAGCAGCCUGGCAGCCCUACAGCCCGUCCAGUUCUCUCAACAGCUGCACAGCCCUCACCAGCAGCCCCUCAUGCAGCAGAGCCCAGGCAGUCACAUGGCCCAGCAGCCCUUCAUGGCCGCGGUGACUCAGCUACAGAACUCCCACAUGUAUGCACAUAAGCAGGAACCCCCCCAGUAUUCCCACACCUCCCGGUUCCCAUCUGCAAUGGUGGUCACAGAUACCAGUAGCAUCAACACUCUCACCAGCAUGUCUUCCAGUAAACAGUGUCCACUGCAAGCCUGGUGAUACUCACAUAACCACUCACUCUGUGCACAGCAACAAGGACCCCAUUUUCCACACCAUCAGUCUCUGGGGAAGUCCAGCAACCAGACAGGCACCUGGGAGCCCAGGAGAGGGCCCUGCUCACCUGACAUCCUGCCAGGCACCUCAGAUAAGCCGUUCCCGAGAGCUGCAGCCCGAAGCCCAGCUUCCCUUCUUUGCAGUAUUGUCAUGAUGGCUCUCCCAAGAUGCCAAGUGCUCUUGUGUCCCCCAGAGGCGGGCCUGCUGCGGAAUGGUGCAACGAGAAGGGAGAAACCCGUGGAGUCUCCCCUGCAACCCAUCAUCGAACAAACUGAUGCAAAAACUUGAAUCUGUUACUGAAAUAAGAUGAGGACCAAGGAGGGUGUGUGCUAAUGAACUGAGCCAGACACUGUAAAUACUGACAGACCCCCCUCUCCCAUCCCAGAUGAUCUCAAGAUUUCUUCUAAAGAAGUAAAUUUGUCCAAUGGGUGUAAACUAUAAACUACUGUAAUUAAGUGCAAUUUUCCUUCCACGUUAUCUACCCCUGCCCUGUAUAUAAUACUAAAGUGUCUAUCACUUUUCUUUGUAAAGGUCAGAGUUGAAAUUCCAAGAGUGACUUGCUCCCUCUCCCUCCCUCUCCCCCACCCGAAACCACCGCAAGUGGGAAAUGAAUCUCUUCACCAGCAUCCCUCUGGCCAUAGGGAUGGCAUACUUUGGACAGACUGCCAGAUAACACUCCCCACCCCCAUGUUAAGACACAUCUCUGGAUUCCUAGAGGGAUGGGGCAUAAUGGCAGCAAGAUGCCCCUAGCUCCCUGUGGGCCUGGGCGGGGACACUGACUGGCUGACGGCCAUCUCAGGAAGCCUCCCAUUAAAGCAAUUUAUUUUGUCACUGCUUCGAGUCUCAUAUAUCUUCCCUGGCUAUGGCUUCACCAAGAAUCCCCAGGCCUGGUCUCGGUGAGAUUUUCCAGUGAAUACACAUGUUAUCCUCUC
Molecule: messenger RNA, 2843 nt
Organism: Mus musculus (house mouse)
Lineage: Eukaryota; Metazoa; Chordata; Mammalia; Rodentia; Muridae
Gene: Hnf1b
Product: HNF1 homeobox B
Exons: 9
Coding region: 181-1857 (558 amino acids)
Biological process (GO): response to glucose; positive regulation of DNA-templated transcription; kidney development
Cellular component (GO): nucleus; nucleoplasm
Molecular function (GO): double-stranded DNA binding; DNA-binding transcription factor activity; sequence-specific DNA binding
Source: RefSeq, marked validated